Amphimedon queenslandica is the source of this 894-nucleotide messenger RNA. RefSeq names its product dynein beta chain, ciliary-like. The annotation marks the transcript as partial. Gene Ontology annotation, biological process: microtubule-based movement. The transcript is spliced from 5 exons. Lineage: Eukaryota; Metazoa; Porifera; Demospongiae; Haplosclerida; Niphatidae. Gene Ontology annotation, cellular component: dynein complex. Gene Ontology annotation, molecular function: dynein light intermediate chain binding; dynein intermediate chain binding; ATP binding. The record is from RefSeq and is a predicted model, not a curated record.
AAGAAGGAGAGAUUCUUCUUUGAUGAUGUGGAAAUUAAGAUAACACCAACUGUUGGUUUAUUCAUUACAAUGAACCCGGGAUAUGCUGGUAGGACUGAACUACCUGAAAACCUCAAAGCACUCUUCAGACCUUGUGCUAUGGUGGUUCCUGACUUUGAACUGAUUGCUGAGAUAAUGUUAGUAGCUGAGGGUUACAUUGAUGCUCGUAUACUAGCAAGGAAGUUCCUUACUCUGUACACUCUGUGUAAGGAGCUGCUGUCUAAACAGGAUCACUAUGACUGGGGGCUGAGGGCCAUUAAAUCAGUACUGGUGGUAGCUGGAUCUCUUAAGAGAGGAGAUAGAGGAAGGCCUGAAGACCAGGUAUUAAUGAGAGCAUUAAGAGAUUUCAACACUCCAAAGAUAGUGACGGAUGAUGUCCCAAUAUUCAUGGGACUGAUAGGGGACCUGUUUCCAGCACUGGAUGUACCCAGAAAGAGAGACAUGGACUUUGAAGCAUGUGUCAAGCAAAGCGUACUAGAUCUUGGUCUUCAGGCUGAGGAUGGUUUUGUAUUGAAAGUGGUUCAGUUGGAGGAACUGAUUCAUGUCAGACACUCUGUGUUUGUGAUUGGUAAUGCUGGAACUGGGAAAAGCAAGAUAUUACGGUCACUCAACAGAACGUACCAGAACAUGAAGAAGAAGCCAUUAUGGCAGGACCUCAACCCAAAGGCUGUCACAAACGAUGAAUUGUUUGGCUACAUAAACCCAGCGACCAGAGAAUGGAAGGACGGCCUGUUCUCCUGCAUAAUGAGAGACCUCGCUAACAUAUCAAAUGAGAGUCCCAAGUGGAUUGUACUAGAUGGAGACAUUGACCCAAUGUGGAUUGAAUCACUCAACACUGUCAUGGAUGAUAAUAAA